Molecule: messenger RNA, 686 nt
Organism: Echinops telfairi (small Madagascar hedgehog)
Lineage: Eukaryota; Metazoa; Chordata; Mammalia; Afrosoricida; Tenrecidae
Gene: CALN1
Product: calneuron 1
Exons: 5
Coding region: 261-686 (141 amino acids)
Molecular function (GO): calcium ion binding
Source: RefSeq, a predicted model, not a curated record
UUGGGGCUCUAGCCCUUUAAAUCUGCUCAGUUACCAAAAGAGAAGAGGCAUCAGACCCUGUUAAUUAAAGCUCGUCCUGGUCCAUCCUUCUGAGGAGCUGCAGUGCUCCGCUCCUCCCCGAUGGCUUAAGGACUCCCUCAACUCCCGGCCAUGGACCUUGGAGAAGUCCCCCCGAGACCAGCAGGAGGCUCUCCGUGUCUCCGCUGACGCUCCCUUGACGGGCUGGCCAGUAGCUUGGAGAACAUCGCCCUGGAUCGCCGAUGCGGCUGCCUGAGCAACCUGGAGAGGGGAAACCUGAGAAUGAGGACAAGGGGAACCUCGGAGCCCCCAGAGGGGGCAAGGAGCUGCCACCAAGCCAGGCCCCCAACUUCCCCACUUGGGAGAAGAUGCCGUUCCACCACGUGACCGCCGGCCUGCUGUACAAGGGGAAUUACCUCAACCGCUCUCUGUCUGCGGGUAGCGACAGCGAACAGCUUGCUAACAUCUCGGUGGAGGAGCUGGAUGAAAUCCGAGAGGCCUUCCGGGUUCUGGACCGAGACGGGAACGGCUUCAUCUCCAAGCAGGAGCUGGGCAUGGCCAUGCGCUCGCUGGGGUACAUGCCGAGUGAGGUGGAGCUGGCCAUCAUCAUGCAGCGCCUGGACAUGGACGGUGAGCCGGUGCAGUCCCCCUUCUUCGAGUCUAAAUAG